Sodiomyces alkalinus F11 is the source of this 1602-nucleotide messenger RNA. Its product is annotated as acetyl-coenzyme A transporter 1. The coding region runs from base 1 to 1602 and encodes 533 amino acids. Gene Ontology annotation, cellular component: membrane. Gene Ontology annotation, molecular function: acetyl-CoA transmembrane transporter activity. NCBI's taxonomy places the organism in Eukaryota, Fungi, Ascomycota, Sordariomycetes, Glomerellales, Plectosphaerellaceae. The record is from RefSeq and is a predicted model, not a curated record. The transcript has a single exon.
AUGAACCAAAACAGCGUCGAGUACCGCCGCAAGGCCGCCACUCCCACCUCCGAAUCGGUUACCGAAAACCUCAUGCUGCGCGAGAAUUUCUCCCUAGACGACCACAUCGCCAAGACCCCCGCCAUAAAUAACCAUGGCUUCUUCGAGCUGCCCCUCCAGGACCAGAGGAACUUCAUGCUCCUCGUCCUCCUCUACUUCCUUCAGGGCAUCCCCAUGGGCCUGGCCGGCGGCUCUGUGCCCUUCCUCAUGAAGGAUCACAUGUCGUACAGCGAGAUCGGCAUCUUCAGCCUGGCCUCCUACCCCUAUUCUCUCAAGCUCUUCUGGAGCCCCAUCGUCGACGCCGUCUGGAGCCCCAAGUUCGGCCGCAGGAAGAGCUGGAUCCUGCCCAUCCAGAUGCUCUCCGGCAUCGGCAUGCUCUGGCUGGGCUCCGUCGUCGAACCAAUGAUGGCCACCGCCGGCAAGGACGGCGGUCCCACCAUCUGGGGCUUCACCGGCUGGUGGUUCUUCCUGGUCCUCAUGUGCGCCACCCAGGACAUCGCCGUCGACGGCUGGGCCCUUACCCUCCUGACCCCGGGGAACGUCUCGUACGCCUCGACCGCCCAGACCGUCGGCCUGACCGCCGGCCACUUCCUGUCCUACACCGUCUUCCUGGCCUUCAACUCGAAGCACUUUGCCAACCGCUACUUCCGCGCCGUCCCGCUCGACCGCGGUCUCCUGUCGCUCGGCCCCUACCUCACCUUCUGGGGCUGGGCCUACCUCGUCAUCACCGUCGGCCUGGCCCUCUUCAAGCGCGAGGAGAGGACGCGCAACGAGGACGGCAUCUGGGACGUCUACAAGAUCAUGUGGGGCGUCCUCAAGCUGAAGAACAUCCAGACCAUCAUCGCCGUCCACCUCGUCGCCAAGAUCGGCUUCCAGGCCAACGACGCCGUCACCAACCUCAAGCUCAUCGACAGGGGCUUCGGCCAGGAGAACAUGGCCCUCACCGUCCUCAUCGACUUCCCCUUCGAGAUCAUCCUGGGCUACUACGCCGGCAAGUGGUCCCAGGAGUACACCCCGAUGCGCCUCUGGUGCUGGGCCUUCGUCGCCCGCCUCGCCGCCGCCGUCGCCGCCCAGUGCACCGUCGCCCUCUUCCCCGCCGGCGGCGUCACCACCUGGUACAUGCUCGUCGUCAUCGCCGAGCACGUCUUCUCCACCUUCACCAACACCGUCAUGUUCGUCGCCGUCUCCGCCUUCCACGCCCGCGUCUCCGACCCGGCCAUCGGCGGCACCUACAUGACCCUCCUGGCCACCGUGUGCAACCUGGGCGGCACCUUCCCCCGCUUCUUCGUCCUCCGCCUCGUCGACUAUUUCACCGUCGCCACCUGCCGCCCCAGCGCCACGGCCGACGUCCUCGCGCCCUUCUCGUGCUCCCUGCAGGCCGACAAGGCGCGGUGUCUCCAGGGCGGCGGCACCUGCGAGACGGUCCACGAUGGCUACUACAUCGUCAACAUCCUCUGCGUGAUCCUCGGCCUGGUGACUUUUGUCUCCUUUAUUCGGCCCAGGGUGCUGCACCUGCAGUCGUUGCCGAUGAGGGCGUGGAGGCUAACUCCGACAAAACAAUAA